CUUGUUUCCCUUCUCUUCCCCUCCUCGGAAGUAGACGUAGCUGUCUAUAUUCCGUUCUUUUAUUUUUAUACAUUUUUUACCCCUUUUCCCCUACACACACCAUGGCCGCAAAGAUGGACGACUAAACCGAAGAAAGGGUCCCCCGAUUUCACCCCAAAUUAUCCGUGAACUGAACGGACCGGAUGAAAUCACUCUGUGGUUUUCUCCGCUUCGCAGGGGAGGUAGCUGUAUCCAGUGGGGAGGUAGGCUCAUCCAGGGGAGGACAGAAUGAAGUUCAUCGACCCCUGGGGACGCCAGAGGCUGUCUUUUCUUCUAGAAAAGGCAGCCUCUAGGGAAGCCAAGAUGUGGAGGGUCUACGUGCCAAAGAAACCCUCCUCACAGGAUACAGAUAUCUCCCCAGCUCAGCGGGACGAGGCCGUGCGCUGGUUGACGGAGCUCCAUGACAGACUGCAGCUGUACCCGGAGACGCUGGUGUUAGCUGUUAGCAUCCUGGACCGCUUCCUCGCUCCCAUCAAGGCUCGUCCAAAGUACCUCCGCUGCAUCGCUAUCGCCUGCUUCUUCCUGGCUGCAAAGACCUGUGAGGAGGAUGAGUGUGUGCCCUCUCUGAAGGAGCUGGUCGUCUCCAGCAGCUGUGGUUGCUCUCCUUCAGAGAUCCUGAGGAUGGAGCGGAUCAUUCUGGACAAACUCAACUGGGAUCUGCACACCGCAACAGCACUGGACUUCCUGCACAUCUUCCAUGCAAUGGUGUUGUCAUGUCGUUCUGGGUUUUUGGACUCCAUGUUGCGACUGAACCGCUCUCAGCACCUCUCCAUGCUCACACGACGACUCUACCACUGUCUGUCCGACCACACGCUCAUACAGCUGAGGGGAUCCAUGCUGGCCUUGGCCCUCAUCACUCUGGAGCUGGAGACCUGCUGUCCUGACUGGCUGGCUCUCACCAUCGACCUGCUCAGGAAGGCACAGAUCGACAGCUCUGAGUUGAUCCGAAGUCGAGAGCUGGUGGCUCGUAGUCUGUCCACACUGAGAGCUUCCCUUCCUCCAAACACUGUCUACAUCUACCAACCCCUGCAGAGCCAGAGCACCCUGCAGCCUCCGGACCACGACCCCACACUCCCCUGCUGCACACUCGGGAUCAUGAAUUCUUCCACCGAGUCUUCCAGGGACCACACCCUCGUCACCGCCGCUCCUCCAGAGCACCUAACAUCGGCCUCCACCACCGACAUCCCAGCGCUACUCUCUCCACCCAGAAACCUCCGCCAUCUUAACCACCUGCAGAAGGUCACACUGCGCUGCAAGUCCUCAUCUAAACGCAAGGUGGAGGAGAUGGAGGUGGAUGACUUCUACGACGGCAUCAAACGACUCUACAAUGAAGACAUCACCACCGCAGCCAUCCAGGAGGGGACGACGCCUGCAACGGGAGCCAUAGCAACAGGAGGAGGUGGAGAAGGAGAAGGAGGAGGUCUGGGUGUCUGCAGUGUCCUGUUAUCCCGACAGGAAGGCAGCUGUUCCCCCUGCCCGCCUCUGCAGCCAGUCAGCGCCUCUUAGAGACCAAACAGAAACCAAAACCACCUUCAAACCAAAACCAUCUUCCUGUUUCACUUCAAAUCCUCAAAUCAGGCAACAGUGAUGGGCAACUACCCCAGCAACUACGAAAGAGAAAGCUUGGGUUCAAUGUUCUCGUUUGCAUUAAAAGCAAUAUAAAGGCAGCUCUUCUGGAAAGGUUGCCCAUCACUGUUGCUAGUAGAGUUGUUGCACAGUAAAGAAAUAAAACAUGAAAGACAGCUGCAGUAAAGAUGGCUGAAGAGGUGAAGAUGGUUUUGGUUUCAUUACAAACGACUCCAAGCUGUUCAGCUGUCCUGAGGUUAGCCGCCAUCGCCUCCUGCAGCCAGAAAACAGAGCCCCAAAAAAAUGUCAAUAUCUAAAAACUAAAAAACGUGCUGCUGCUACUAUCUUAUUAAUUAUAUCUGUUGAACACAAAGAUAAUAAGUAACAAAAAAGUACAAAAAAUAACUUCAAAAAAAGGUAGAAUUGACUUCUUCACCCCGUGUGUCUCACUCUCUGUCGUUUGUCAACUUAUAUUUGUUUUUCACAUCUUCUUCUCUUCCAUUUUAAUAUUAAUGUUUGUCUUUCCUCCCUCACUCUGCAUGUUUUCAUCUCUAUUUAUAACCUCAGAUGUAUGAAUGUUGCUCAAUAGAUGAUAAUCUGUAAUAUUUGCCCAGAUAGAGAAGUUUGUUUUCAAAGUGAAGUGUAAUUUGAUUCUUAAUGAGAUGCUAAUAUAAAAAUCCCUCCUAUGAGUCCUUCUGUUCUUCCCCGUCUCCCACUCAGCGUGUUGUGACGGCUGGUUUAAAUUCUCGGGUUGUUUUAUUCACCUGUUAAGUCUUUUUCAUGCUGCUUUAAUCAGGCAGCCUCUGUUGGCACCUUGGCUUCAAAAUGAUGAUUUUCCUGUUCAUACUGGAGCCAAACUCAACUAAACGACUAGUUACUAAACCAGCUUCUAAUGUAGGAUUAACAUUUGUCUGUUACUGUUUGCCUCAGCACCUGAUGUGAUUAAACAACCUCGAGUUUAUUUAAGCAAAGAGAGAGAAAUGUGACAAUAUUCACUUCGGUGUUCAGAUGAAUCAGAAACAACACGCUCUGUUUUUAUCUCUUACAGUUCUGUUUAAUAUAUUUUGUAUUCCUGCAAAAAGCUCUGGCCAUCCUGCUGUAGGAGCUGCUGGUGGCUGCCCGGGGUCUCUGAACGCACCACGGCAUCGAUAAAUAAAGAGAAUGAAAACUGA
Messenger RNA from Cheilinus undulatus (humphead wrasse), 2777 nucleotides. RefSeq names its product cyclin I (gene ccni). The transcript has 10 exons. Gene Ontology annotation, molecular function: cyclin-dependent protein serine/threonine kinase regulator activity. Bases 268 to 1545 code for a protein of 425 amino acids. NCBI's taxonomy places the organism in Eukaryota, Metazoa, Chordata, Actinopteri, Labriformes, Labridae. The record is from RefSeq and is a predicted model, not a curated record. Gene Ontology annotation, cellular component: nucleus; cyclin-dependent protein kinase holoenzyme complex; cytoplasm. Gene Ontology annotation, biological process: regulation of cyclin-dependent protein serine/threonine kinase activity; mitotic cell cycle phase transition.